AUGUCUCCAUCAAGUCCAAAGGUGUCUACGAGAAGGUCGGGGAGGCCACCGAGACGGCCUUGACCUGCCUGGUGGAGAAGAUGAACGUCUUCAACACCGACGUCAGGAGCCUCUCCAAGGUGGAACGCGCCAACGCCUGCAACGCCGUGAUUAAGCAGCUGAUGAAGAAGGAGUUCACGCUGGAGUUCUCCAGGGACAGGAAGUCCAUGUCGGUCUUCUGCUCCCCAGCCAAGGCCUCCAGAGCAGCCGUGGGCAACAAGAUGUUCGUCAAGGGUGCCCCCGAGGGCGUCAUUGACCGCUGCAACUACGUCCGCGUGGGGACCACCAGGGUUCCUCUGACCCCAGCGGUCAAGGAGAAGAUCCAGAGCGUCAUCAAGGAGUGGGGGACGGGCAGGGACACCUUGCGCUGCCUGGCCUUGGCCACCAGGGACACUCCACCCAAGAAGGAGGACAUGGUCCUGGAGGACUCCUCCAAGUUCUCCGAGUAUGAGACCGACCUGACCUUCGUGGGCUGCGUGGGGAUGUUGGACCCACCACGCAAGGAGGUCAUGGGCUCCAUCCGCCUGUGCCGCGACGCCGGCAUCCGCGUCAUCAUGAUCACGGGGGACAACAAGGGCACGGCCAUCGCCAUCUGCCGCCGCAUCGGCAUCUUCGGCGAGGACGAGGAGGUCUCCGGUCGCGCCUACACCGGCCGCGAGUUCGAUGACCUCCCGUUGUCCGAGCAGCGAGAAGCUUGUCGCAGGGCCUGCUGCUUCGCCCGGGUGGAGCCCACCCACAAGUCCAAGAUCGUGGAGUUCCUGCAGUCCUUCGAUGAGAUUACGGCCAUGACCGGCGACGGCGUCAACGACGCUCCGGCCCUGAAGAAGGCGGAGAUCGGCAUCGCCAUGGGCUCGGGAACCGCGGUGGCCAAGACGGCCUCGGAGAUGGUCCUGGCCGAUGACAACUUCUCCACCAUCGUGGCGGCGGUGGAGGAGGGCAGGGCCAUCUACAACAACAUGAAGCAGUUCAUCCGUUACCUCAUCUCCUCCAACGUGGGCGAGGUGGUCUGGUGAGCGCCCAGUUUGGACCAGUUUAAACC
This is a messenger RNA of Cyanistes caeruleus (blue tit), 1078 nucleotides long. Lineage: Eukaryota; Metazoa; Chordata; Aves; Passeriformes; Paridae. The record is from RefSeq and is a predicted model, not a curated record.